CGAAGAACAAAACAAAAGAAAGAAGAGCCAAAGCCAUAACUGCACUAUCUAUAUAGUACAUAGCCUUUUAACUGCAAAAAAGAUACGCACACAGACACUUCUUAUUGAAAAUUUUCAGAUUAAAAUAUUAGAUUUGAAAGAAUAUUUUACUAUUUUUAAAGUAUAAUGGGAAGGGGGAAGGUAGAACUGAAGAGAAUAGAAAACAAGAUAAACAGGCAAGUGACAUUUGCAAAGAGAAGAAAUGGAUUACUCAAAAAGGCUUAUGAACUUUCAAUUCUUUGUGAAGCUGAAGUUGCUCUUAUCAUUUUCUCCAACCGUGGAAAGCUCUAUGAAUUUUGCAGUAGCUCGAGUAUGUCCGAGACACUUGAGAGAUACCAUAGAUGCAGUUAUCGCGACCUUGAAGCUGGUCAGUCUUCAAAGGAUUCACAGAAUAGCCACCAGGAGUAUAUGAAGCUGAAAGCAAGAGUUGAAGUGCUACAGCAGUCUCAAAGGCAUAUACUUGGAGACGACUUAGGAGAAUUAAACAUAAAAGAUCUGGAACAGCUUGAGCGUCAGCUGGAUUCAUCUUUGAGGCAAAUAAGGUCAAGAAGGACACAAAACAUGCUUGAUCAACUUUCUGAUCUUCAACAACAGGAACAAUCUCUUCUUGAAAUCAACAGAUCCUUGAGGAUAAAGUUGGAAGAAUACUCUGUAGCCCACCAAGCACAUUGGCAUACUGGAGAGCAAAAUAUACAAUUCAGACAUCAACCUGUUCACUCAGAGGGGUUCUUUCAGCCUUUACAGUGCAUUAAUACAGUGCCAAACAGAUACAACCUGGCGUCAUCGGAUACAAUAGAACCAUCAACACAGAAUGCUACUAGAAUUUUACCUGGAUGGAUGCUUUGAUAAGUUGAUGCAGUCAGAGAUUGGAAAAAAGAAACUAAUAAAUGUAAUUUCUCUCAUACAUACACUUGGAGUUUAGUUUCAAAAGACUACUGCUUGCAUGUUUUGUAAGCUGUUGAGUAUGCAAGGCAUAAUGAAAUACAUAUAGGUCAUGUAAUAAGUCAAAACACAACUUCAAUUUUAAUUUAGACUCAUCUUUCUUCCUUGUUUCAGUACUUUUCUUAUUGCCUUGCAUGGAAUUAA
This is a messenger RNA of Lycium barbarum (goji berry), 1125 nucleotides long. Its product is annotated as MADS-box protein 04g005320. Bases 166 to 885 code for a protein of 239 amino acids. The record is from RefSeq and is a predicted model, not a curated record. Gene Ontology annotation, cellular component: nucleus. NCBI's taxonomy places the organism in Eukaryota, Viridiplantae, Streptophyta, Magnoliopsida, Solanales, Solanaceae. Gene Ontology annotation, biological process: positive regulation of transcription by RNA polymerase II. Gene Ontology annotation, molecular function: DNA-binding transcription factor activity, RNA polymerase II-specific; RNA polymerase II cis-regulatory region sequence-specific DNA binding; protein dimerization activity. The transcript is spliced from 8 exons.